Messenger RNA from Linum tenue, 1734 nucleotides. NCBI's taxonomy places the organism in Eukaryota, Viridiplantae, Streptophyta, Magnoliopsida, Malpighiales, Linaceae. The record is from the annotation of a GenBank genome assembly.
AUGUUGGUUCCUAAACUUGAAACCUUGCUGAGCAAGCAGAUCACUGUUCAGCAGGGGAAACAAAUCCAUGGAUGCAUUAUUAUCAACAGACUUUAUUACCUCGAACCUCUGCUGAUUCGCCAAUUAGUCCCCUCAUCUCGCAGCUACUCCACUGGUCUUGCACAUUACGUUCAGGGUAUUCUCCACCAUUUACAGAAUCCGGAUGCCUUCUCGUGGAGCUGCACAAUUAGGUAUCUCUCUCAGGAAGGUCAAUUUAAGGAUGCUUUCUCUCUAUAUGCUGAAAUGUCGAGAGUUGGACUUUGUCCUAGUACGUUUGCUGUAUCUUCUACCUUGAGGGCUUGUGCUCGUAUUGUGGAUAAGAUUGGUGGUAGGGUAGUUCAUGGUCAAGCUUACAAGUAUGGAUUGUGUACUUGUGUCUAUGUCCAAACUUCCCUAGUGGAUUUGUAUUCCAAACUGGGCGAUAUGGGCACUGCACAAAAGGCUUUUGAUGAGAUAGUCGAUAAAAAUGUGGUGUCAUGGAAUUCAAUUCUAUCAGGGUAUUUGAAGUCUGGGAAUUUAGCAGAAGCAAAGAGAGUGUUUAACUCAAUGCCAGCCAAAGAUGUUGUGUCGUGGAAUUCAAUGUUAUCCGGAUAUGCUAGGGUGGGGAAUAUGGACCAAGCCUCCAUUAUGUUUAAACAAAUGCCUGAGAGGAACUUUGCUUCAUGGAAUGCAAUGAUAAGUGGAUUUGUCGAUUGUGGUAGGAUCGAAUCUGCGAGAGGCUACUUUGAUAAAAUGCCUCAAAAGAACAAUAUUUCAUGGAUGGCAAUGAUCUCCGGGUACUCUAAAUGUGGAGAUGUCGAGUCUGCCAAUGUGCUUUUCAGUAAGCUUCCCAAGAAAGAUCUUUUAUCAUUCAAUGCCAUGAUUUCAUGCCUUGUUAAGAACAGCAAACCAAAGGAAGCCCUUCAGUUGUUUGACCAAAUGCUUAAACAUCACGUGGAUAUCCAGCCAGAUAAGUUGACUUUGGUAAGUGUUAUCUCUGCUUGCUCCCAGUUAGGUGACUUGAGAUUCGGAUCAUGGAUUGAAUCAUACAUGAAAAGUAUCAAAGUUGAAAGAGAUGAUCAUUUGUGUACUGCACUAAUUGAUCUAUAUGCCAAGUGUGGCAACGUUCAGAAAGCAAGUGAACUGUUCAAUAGCCUUGAGAAGAAAGAUGUGGUCGCUUACAGUGCAAUGAUAUUAGGGUUUGGAAUAAACAGCAAGAUUGAUGAAGCCACUAAGUUGUUCAAAUCAAUGGUAGAUGCUCGUAUCCCCCCAAACUCAGCCACAUUCACGGGACUCUUGACUGGUUAUUGCCAUGCUGGUUUGGUUGAAGAAGGCUACAAAUGCUUUGCCAUGAUGAAGGACCACAAACUCACACCUUCGACUGAUCAUUAUGCAACCAUGGUCGAUCUUUUGGCCAGAGCAGGAAGACUAAAGGAGGCAUAUGAGAUGAUUACAAGCAUGCCAAUGCAGCCUCACACCGGUGUGUGGGGAGCUUUGCUUCUUGCUUGCAAGGUGCAUAACAAUGCACAAUUGGGAGAGAUAGCUGCUAAACAUUGCCUUGAGUUGGAGCCUGAGACAACUGCGUAUUACUCUCUUCUCGCUGACAUAUAUGCCUCAGUUGGGAAGUGGGGUGAAGCUAGAAAUCUGAGAAAAGUCGUCAAAGAGAAGAAGUUGAGGAAUUUGCCUGGGAGUAGUUGGAUGGAAUCAACCACAUAA